UUUGUGUUGAGUUCAUUUGCGAGAGAACCAUUCCCCCGGCCAGUUGCGUGUGCUCGGGAACGCUGUUCAACGGUCUACCUCAGCAAAAUAUAUUCACCCUUAACCCGUCCGUUGCUUUCCCGCUCUUCCUACCCCCACUGUGUCACGGUGUAUGGUGCGUGUCACGCAUGACGUGUCGUGCUUGUGUAUUGUUUAGCAUCCGCGUGUACGUUCCGAUAUCCAGUGCCGAUCGUCAAAAGCCUCUGAUCAACGUCCAGCGGGAAGUGCGGUGAAAUUUGGUUGCAGAUCUGCAUACGUACGUUGUGCAUACGUUGGCAAGCGUGGUGGUGUCUAGUGUACGCGUUUUCGUGACCGUUGCCAUCGGCGACGGGUGAUUCAUAGUUGCGCAGAAGGGCAUACCGGACCGCUAAAAUCAAUACCGAAGUGUAACACGGUAGCACGGCAUUCGUACGACGAGAGUGCACAACGCCACACGGACGACACUGAAGACGGCCAUAGCAAAAGGAGGUUAAAUUUAAGUAUCCUGUCCCAUCGCGAAUUGGCCACCCCACAGCAAGCGUGCGAAAUGAAUUACGGACGUAAAACGCCGUCAACGUACCGGUCGACACCGUCGGUAUACUCCCACAUUACCAGCCGAUCCCAAUCCAACCUACACUCGCAGCGAUCGCGAUCGAUGAAAUCCGUCAUGAUACCCUGGUACCAGAAGCCGAUCCUGCACAACAACAAAUAUCUGGACAUUCAGCGGGGUGCCUUCAUCAUGGGGCUGUUUGCGAUCUUCGUGGCGAUCUUCACGAUCGGUACGGCCGUGUUUGACAUCUACUGCUUGGCGCUGGCAGCGCCAGGAUCGUCCCAUUACGGCUACUACAUCAUCUCGUACGAGUUUGUGUACGUUGGCAAUGUGCAUGUGCGAAAUGCACUCAUGGUGGCGGCACUGUUCUCACUGAUCGGUGGUCUGGUGGUGCUGGUGACGAGUAUCAUGUUGGUGCACGCGUUGCGGAAGGAGUACGAAUCGAAGAUCGUACCGUGGCUGUGGUCGUUCGCUAUCUUCACGCUGUUCCGUCUGUUGGCGUUUCUGUUCUUCUCGAUCGUGAAUGAUCUGAUCUUCGCGUACAACAUACUGAUCACACUGAUCUGGAGCGUCGUCAUCGUCGCAUCUAUCUAUGGCUGGCUGAUGGUGUACUCGCUGUAUCUGGAGCUGGCCGAUCUGACGAAGCUGGAGGACCUUGCACACCUGCGAAUGGGUACGAUGCAAUCGCUGAACGCUUCCGUUGCUCACUCGCUGGCCGGUUCGCGGCCAACGACACCACACAGUACCGUCUCGACCAUGCCGGUCGGUGACACGAAGUUCAUCUAAUAACGCCAUCGGAACGCUCAUCUGAAAGAUGUGUGCCUUUGACAAACGCAUCCGUCCAUCAUACUGUCCACAUCGUUGCCUAUCCCGUCCAAAAAGCAAGACAACAACCACCCGUACAAACAAACGAUGACAAUAUCGCCAGUCUCUAGGGAAAAGUAAUAACGCGCACAUAACAAUCGAAGCAAAACGAGUAUUAAUAUUCGGCGAAGUUUAGUGUGCCUUCGAAGUUCGAGCCGUUUUCGAAGACGAGGAAGUUUUUUUUAACGUUUAGUUUCGUAAUCGUAAUAGAGUAGCUCUUAAGUUGACGGUUUUGUGGUACGGUGACUUCAACUGUCAUUGUUUUGCGCCACAGGUGACGAACCUCGUUUACCCGCUGCGUAUCGCUAAUGACAGUGUGAGGUACAUCGUUCGAAGUUUUGUUUUAUACAUUUCACAGUGAUCAAUAAAUUAUUGAUUUCUCGUAACGAA
Messenger RNA from Anopheles funestus (African malaria mosquito), 1822 nucleotides. RefSeq lists its product as uncharacterized. The record is from RefSeq and is a predicted model, not a curated record. The coding region runs from base 566 to 1354 and encodes 262 amino acids. The transcript has 2 exons. Lineage: Eukaryota; Metazoa; Arthropoda; Insecta; Diptera; Culicidae.